AUGGAUCCCCUCGAGGCCCGGCAGCUGAUACCAGCAACGUCCGACGACGAAGGGCGGACCUCGCGGGCACGCCUCUGUCAGGCCGUCAACUUACCUGCUAAUGGCGCCCUUGUCAUGUCCAAUGGCGAGGUCAUCACCUUGACAGCCCCGGCUGCCUUUAAACCUGCAUGUGCGCCCAAUACCACGCCCGCCAUCGUCGCUGGUCCCGGUGGCACCACUGGGGCGGGCGUUGAUGACGCGGCUCAAGUCGGUCCACAGUUUUCUGACCUGAGUGAUCCAUUCUACGCAUCAACUUUCCCGCAAUGUUACGCGCUUGCCGCUACUACCGUCAUCUCAUACACACUGGUAAUAAUGUUGGUCAUUACCCCUCGAUCUUUCCUGGACGGUGGAAUUGUUGUGCUUGGCCGUCGAGGCUUCACGAGCGGUGGUUCUGGGCACGGAAUCAUCGGCGGUCGCCCCUGGCUUCAGAAAGUUGCGGCCCUCACGGUUGCGAUAUCCCUCACCAUCGCGACCGCCGACACUUUCAAAGUGGCGGAGCAGCAGUACGCCUUUGGCCUUCAAAAUGCCCGAGAGCUUCAGGACAAGGUUCUCAACGGUACCGAACUCAAGAUCAUCCGCAUAAUUUCGGACACAUUCUUGUGGCUCGCACAAGCUCAGACCUUGAUUCGCUUAUUUCCUCGACAAAGGGAAAAGGUCAUCAUCAAGUGGACCGCCUUUGCACUCAUCACGUUUGACCUGAUAUUUGAUUCUCUUAACAGCUUUCAGUUUCCCGGCCCCGGGAACUCAAGGCCUGGAAGCUUCACCGACGCAAUUCCUGCGCUUAGCUACCUGUUUCAGCUUGCUCUAGGCGUUCUAUAUGCCGCAUGGGUGAUUUAUUAUUCUUUGAUGAAGAAGAAGUAUGCCUAUUAUCAUCCUCAGAUGAAGAACAUAUGCUUCGUUGCAGGGCUUUCACUUCUCAGCAUCCUUGUUCCUGUCGUUUUCUUCAUCUUGGAUAUCUCAAAGCCAGAAUUCACUGGCUGGGGUGACUAUGUACGGUGGGUGGGAGCAGCGGCGGCGAGUGUUAUUGUUUGGGAGUGGGUUGAGCGCAUCGAGGCGUUGGAAAGGGAAGAGAAGCGGAACGGCAUUUUGGGUAGAGAAGUCUUUGACGGCGAUGAGAUGUUGGAGACGGACUCCGAUGCGACGUGGCCUCAAAGAAGUCGGGCUACAAAAGGCUCUCACGGCGACGGCGAUGACGACGAUGAUGAUGGAGAGGGCGGUCGUCGCAUUGCCGUUGGUGAUGGUGCUGGCCGUCGACGGGCUAGAAGAGCCAAUGGGUCCCACGACAGAUUUGCAGCCGACUCUGGGCGUGGAAGGAAUCAUGCACAACUGUGGACAUCAAUCACCAGCCGAUACAGAUCACGGCCAAACAACGGGGCCGACGUAUCUACGGCUGAGAAGGACAACAUCCGCCAAACAUCUAAGAAUGUCAGGCCAGCGGCUGCGAGAUUUCUUCAGCCUCCUUUGUGGCCAGCAAGGCCACCGCCGGCGGCCACACCUGUCAGCAGGACUGAUACUGCCAGCGCCGAUAGCACAGUGUACGCAAUCCGAUAUCAUCCACUAACCGAUGUGCACUCGAGGACGACCACGCGGCCGACACCGCCGCCGCAGCUCUCCACAGAGCGUCAGCCUGCAGUGGGAGACGUUUCCAGCACGAAUGCAGCCGUUGAAGAUGGCAGAUCUCAUGACCAACCUUCGGGGUCUCAGUCCGCCUCACCAUCGCCGCCACGAGAUCAGCAAUCGCCAGGCCCGCAAAACCUCGUUGCUCUCAGCAGAGAGGAGACUAGACGGGAACGAAGGCAAAGCUUGGCUACUACUUCGAGGACAGGUACCCGGGCCGGGGCUGACUCGGAAGAACCAUCGGCAUCAUCCCAGCAAGGCGGAGAAAGUAGCCGCGGCUCAGAAAGUACAGCAACGAAAGGAUGGCGUGUUUUGACUCAAACGUUACCGUUCCGCGGCGGAAGCACACGCUCGGCUGAGGACUCAUCUGAUAGCCAAUCGACUGCUAGCAAAUCUCGAUCAAAACUGCAGGUAUCACGAGAAGGAAAAUCUGACAGGUGGGAUAUACGAAAUCGUAUGGAAGACUUUGCUGUCACUCAAGCAGAGCGAAUUCGGGAGAGGAUCCGGCCGACGCCAGACACGGACAGCCUUCCCGUUACAGUGAUUCCCGCCCCGGCGAGGCGAGGAGCGGCGCUGGCCCAGCUCCUCGAGGAGGACGAAUCGCGACAGGGUUCGGGGCGGGCCCAGCCUCAAGAUGACGAAAGACCGAUUCUUGCAUCACCGACAUUGCCAAGCUCUAGUCAAAGACGAAACAGUAUAGGACCAGAGCCUUUAUCAUCGAACGAUGAUCUAUCAGAUUGGCACAUCCCACCUCCGGCGGUGGUGCGGGCUGCAUCUCGAGCCAACAUAAGUCGCUCGACUACAAGAGAUGGGCCGCCAGAGCCUUGA
Pyricularia pennisetigena is the source of this 2484-nucleotide messenger RNA. RefSeq lists its product as uncharacterized. The record is from RefSeq and is a predicted model, not a curated record. Lineage: Eukaryota; Fungi; Ascomycota; Sordariomycetes; Magnaporthales; Pyriculariaceae. Gene Ontology annotation, cellular component: plasma membrane. The transcript has a single exon. The coding region runs from base 1 to 2484 and encodes 827 amino acids. Gene Ontology annotation, biological process: cellular response to pH.